This is a messenger RNA of Serpula lacrymans var. lacrymans S7.9, 1512 nucleotides long. RefSeq lists its product as uncharacterized. Gene Ontology annotation, molecular function: oxidoreductase activity. Gene Ontology annotation, cellular component: mitochondrion. NCBI's taxonomy places the organism in Eukaryota, Fungi, Basidiomycota, Agaricomycetes, Boletales, Serpulaceae. The record is from RefSeq and is a predicted model, not a curated record. Bases 69 to 1127 code for a protein of 352 amino acids. The transcript has 7 exons.
CUUCAGUGUCGUUGGUCGUCUUAUAAACUAGUACCGAACGGCUCCCAUGGUUAUUGUAAAUCCAAACCAUGGCCUCACAAUUAACCAGCAGCCAGCGUGCUUGGACGGCUGUAAAGCGAGGCUCACCGGCGAAAGCCCUUGCAUUACAAGAUGUCCCAAUUCCUAGUAAACUAGUAGAAGGAGAGGUGCUGGUCAAGGUUCAGGCAGCUGCACUUAACCCAGUGGGGUACAAAUUGAUGGGAACGUUGCCCAAUUUCAUUGCUCGCAGGCCAAUCACAGUCGAGCACGAUCUGGCGGGCGUGAUAGUAGACGCCAAUGGAAGCGAGUUUUCUAUUGGCGAUGAAAUAAUUGGCUUUAUUCCAGUUCAAUUGCAGCUCAAAACCAGACAGGGGGCAAUCACAGAGUACACUCGUCUUCCGGCAUCCAAUGUUACUAUCAGACCACCAAAUAUCACUCCUACGGAUGCUUGUGGAAUCCCAUUAGCCGGUGAGACUGCCAUGCAAAGUCUCUUUGACGUCGGGAAAUUAGAACCCGGACAGACUGUCUUCAUUAACGGUGGUAGUUCCUCUGUUGGAGCAUUCGCUAUUCAAAUAGCGAAAGCAAGAGGCUGUAAAGUUGUCGCAAGUGCUUCUGGUAAAAACGAAGACUUCGUGAAGAGUUUAGGUGUUGAUGAUUUUCUGGACUACACCAAGGCUCCCAUCCAUAAACAACUCGAAGAUAACCCACCGUCACCUAAAUACCACCUGAUAGUGGACGCAGUAGGAUUAGUUAAUCCGUCGCUUUAUACCCAUAGCGAAGCGUAUCUUGCCCCGGGGGGCGUAUUCGUUUCGACAGGCCCACUUCCUUCCUUCUCGUGGAAAGGGAUAUCAGAUAUCGUCUCCACUAUUAAUGAAGUCUUCCUCAGACCGUCGUGGCUGGGUGGGACGAAAAGAACCUGGAAACUAGUAAACGUGGUACACAAGAAAGAAGACUUGUAUAGUCUUCGUGACCUUCUAGCAGAUGGGAAAUUAAAGCCUGUCGUUGAUUCUAUAUUUUCAUUUGAAGACACUUUGAAGGCCUAUGAUCGCAUUAAGACUCAACGCGCAAAGGGAAAGGUGGUGAUAAGGGUCGACCCAAAGGCGGAUUAAUCAAUCUCUGAAUCGAAAGUUAUCUUUGUUAGGGUAUCAUUGGCGCAUAUGUACGCUAGCAAAGUGCGUCAGUGGUGACCUUCGCGUCGCGAAUUAGAUCUUGAAGUCCACAAACAACUCGGAAUUGAUGUUUAGUGCAAGUGGAAACUGCUAUUUAUGGGCUCUGAGGCCUGAGGCUCGAGUCUCGAAUAAUGUCACCAUGUGUUGACUGACCUAUCAUCAUGGUUAUUGUUAUCGCCUGUAGAUUCCCUCGAGUCCAGGAGGUGCCCCUAGCAAAAGCCUUUGCUAAUCAACGUUGCACUUCCUACCAUUGAGGGCAAAUCUCUUGCGGAGUUGUUUGCAUUUUCGAGUUCUCAGUUCUAGAGUAACUUUGAGUAUGCAUACU